AUGAGGGAAGUGUAUUUAUCAAAUUGUGAAAAGGUCUUUUUACAAAAAGUCAUAUCCGAGGGUCAUCGUUUAGAUGGAAGAAAUUAUAAUGAAAGUCGAAAACUCGAAAUUGCGUUCGGCUCUGAGUAUGGGAGUUGCAUAGUUUCUCUAGGUGAAACAAAAGUGCUAGCUCAAGUGUCUUGUGAAGUAGUACAACCAAAACAAAUUAGACCCAAUGAAGGAAUCCUAUAUAUUAAUGUUGAAAUAAGUCCGAUGGCAGCACCUCAGUUUGAAGCAAAUCGCCAAACGGAUCUGACUGUUUAUUUGAACAGGCUUUUAGAAAAAUGUUAUAAGGAUUCAAAAUGCAUAGACCUUGAAUCAUUAUGUAUUGUUGUUGAAGAAAAGGUAUGGUCAUUAAGGGUGGAUAUUAAAGUAUUAAACCAUGAAGGAAAUCUUAUUGAAUGUGCUAGUAUUGCUACAUUGGCCUCUUUAGCUCAUUUUAAACGACCUGAUGUUACUAGAAGUGGUGACAAAGUAAUAAUACAUACAUUAAUUGAAAAGGAUCCUAUCCCAACUGUACUCUAUCAUUAUCCAGUUUGUAUAGCAUUUGCUAUAUUCAGUAAUGAUAUACUUGUAUCAGACCCUAGUUUUAUAGAAGAAUCAGUAUGUACAAGUAGCUCAGAAGAAGGUGGCAACAAAGGGGGCAUUCUUGUAGUUGGAAUGAAUCAAUACAAGGAGUUGUGCUUGCUGGAUUUAAUGGGGGCUGCCAUCUAUAAUUCUAACAUUGUACACAAAGCCUUGAUAAAUGCAGCAGAUAGAUGCAAGGAAAUUGUUGAUUUAGUAAAGAAAACUAUUGUCGACGAUGAUACUUCAAGACAAAAAAGGGUAAAGAAAAACUUUUCUGAUAUAAUAACUACGGAGCAUAUGUUGUCUUUAAGUAAGAGAGAUUUAAGUAUUUGUCUUAAAAAUUAUAAUGUGGAUGACAUUGAAAUGUCUCAAGAUGAGGAAAUGGAGGAUGAUGAAGACCAAAAACCAGAACCAAGUAAAUACGAUGUUGUGCCAUCACUACCUCAGACUGCAGAAAUCAUAGCACAAAAAGGAGCCUCAUCAUGGAUAGAAAUUUCAUCAGGGUCAGAGGAAGAUUGA
Messenger RNA from Parnassius mnemosyne (clouded apollo), 1125 nucleotides. The record is from the annotation of a GenBank genome assembly. Lineage: Eukaryota; Metazoa; Arthropoda; Insecta; Lepidoptera; Papilionidae.